AUGGCUCGGUUACCACCGUUUCGUAUUGAACAGUGGAUGGAUGAGUACCAACCGACGGCCAAACACGAUCUCGGCGAGACAUGCUCCGCCAGCUUAUCCAUCGACGGGCUCCUCGCCCUGUCGGAGAACAAGGACGCCACGGCGAGCGACAUUCUGAACUCCGCGGCCAUUCAGGACUACGGCGAAAUUCGUGGCACGACCGCUUUAAGGAACAACCUGAGUCGACUCUAUUCCACCAAAGUCGGCACGCCACUCGCCCCCGACAACAUCCUUAUCACUCCGGGAGCCAUCGCCGCCAAUCACCUCGUCUUCUACGCUCUGAUCAAAGACGGCGACCAUGUCAUUUGCCAUUGGCCCACCUAUCAACAGCUCGUCACCGUCCCGGAGUCUCUGGGUGCUGUCGUGGAUAAGUGGCACUCCAAACCGCACGACAACUGGCUGCCCGAUUUUGAAGAGCUAAAAGCCAUGGUGAAGGACAACACCAAAUUGAUUGUAUUGAACAAUCCACAAAAUCCGACUGGCGCCGUCUUGCCCAAAUCGCUUCUCGUCAAAAUCAUUGAUUUCGCCGAGAGCAAAGGCAUCAUACUUCUGUCGGAUGAAGUAUAUCGUCCCCUUUUCCAUGGCAUCAGUCCUAUGGACAAGGACUUUCCCCCGUCCAUUCUGUCCAUGGGCUACAACAACACCAUCGCGACUGGCAGUCUUUCCAAAGCCUACGCUCUCGCCGGCAUCCGAACCGGCUGGAUUGCAAGUCGCAACAAGGACGUGAUCGAGAAGUGUCAGCUGACCAGAGAUUACACCACCAUCUCCGUCUCCAAGCUCGACCAAGCCGUUGCUUCUUUUGCUCUCUCCCCGGACACCAUCCAUGCCUUGCUCUCACGCAACAUCCAACUCGCGAAAACGAAUUUGGAACUCCUAGACCGCUUCAUCGUCAAGCACGACGAGUUUUGCUCGUACGUCAAACCCGUGGCCGGCACCACCGCCUUUGUCAAGUUCGAGCGCGAUGGGAAACCGAUCGAUGCCGUAGCUCUCUGUAAGGCUGUGCACGAAAAGGCGGGCGUCCUGCUUCUCCCUGGUGACCUUGGAUUUGGCGACGAGUUCAAGGGGUACGUGCGCUUCGGCUAUGUCAAUCAGACGGCGAUCGUCAAGGACGGCUUAGAAGAGUUGAGGAAGUUCAUGAGGAAGGAGUUCGACGAUCUGCCCGUAUGCGAGUAG
Neohortaea acidophila is the source of this 1212-nucleotide messenger RNA. Its product is annotated as pyridoxal phosphate-dependent transferase. The record is from RefSeq and is a predicted model, not a curated record. Gene Ontology annotation, molecular function: pyridoxal phosphate binding. Gene Ontology annotation, biological process: biosynthetic process. Lineage: Eukaryota; Fungi; Ascomycota; Dothideomycetes; Mycosphaerellales; Teratosphaeriaceae. The transcript has 3 exons. Bases 1 to 1212 code for a protein of 403 amino acids.